Leptosomus discolor (cuckoo roller) is the source of this 1768-nucleotide messenger RNA. The record is from RefSeq and is a predicted model, not a curated record. Lineage: Eukaryota; Metazoa; Chordata; Aves; Leptosomiformes; Leptosomidae.
GAAGCAGGCGCCAGGCGUGAAGGGGCCGGCUCCCAACCCGCCCCCCGUCCUCAAGGUCUUCAACAGACCCAUCCUCUUCGACAUCGUCUCCCGAGGGUCCCCGGCCGGCCUGGACGGGCUCCUCUCCUUCCUCCUCACCCACAAGAAGCGCCUGACGGAUGAGGAGUUUCGAGAGCCCUCCACGGGGAAGACCUGCCUGCCCAAGGCGCUGCUCAACCUGAGUGGGGGCAAGAACGACACCAUCCCCCUCCUCCUCGACAUCGCCGAGAAGACAGGCAACAUGCGGGAGUUCAUCAACUCGCCCUUCAGGGACGUCUACUACCGAGGCCAGACAGCCCUGCACAUCGCCAUCGAGCGCCGCUGCAAGCACUACGUGGAGCUGCUGGUGGAGAAGGGAGCGGACGUGCACGCCCAGGCCCGCGGCCGCUUCUUCCAGCCCAAGGAUGAAGGCGGCUACUUCUACUUCGACCUGACGGAGAACGGGCACAAGCAGGCGGACCUGCGGCGCCAGGACUCUCGCGGCAACACCGUGCUGCACGCCCUGGUCGCCAUCGCCGACAACACCCGCGAGAACACCAAGUUCGUCACCAAGAUGUACGACCUGCUCCUCGUCAAGUGCGCCAAGCUCUUCCCCGACACCAACCUGGAGGCGCUGCUCAACAACGACGGCCUCUCCCCGCUCAUGAUGGCUGCCAAGACCGGCAAGAUUGGGAUCUUCCAGCACAUCAUCCGGCGGGAGAUCGUGGACGAGGACGCCCGGCACCUCUCGCGGAAGUUCAAGGACUGGGCGUACGGCCCCGUCUACUCCUCCCUCUAUGACCUCUCCUCGCUGGACACCUGCGGGGAGGAGGUGUCCGUGCUGGAGAUCCUCGUCUACAACAGCAAGAUCGAGAACCGCCACGAGAUGUUGGCCGUGGAGCCCAUCAAUGAGCUGCUGCGUGACAAGUGGCGCAAGUUCGGGGCCGUCUCCUUCUACAUCAGCGUGAUCUCCUACCUCUGCGCCAUGGUCAUCUUCACCCUCGUCGCCUACUACCGCCCCAUGGAAGGCCCCCCCCCCUACCCAUACACCACCACUGUCGACUACCUGCGUCUGGCCGGGGAGAUCAUCACCCUUCUCACCGGCGUCCUCUUCUUCUUCACAAACAUCAAAGAUCUGUUCAUGAAGAAGUGCCCAGGCGUGAACUCCUUCUUCAUCGACGGCUCCUUCCAGCUCCUCUACUUCAUCUACUCGGUGCUGGUGAUCAUCACGGCGGGGCUGUACCUGGGCGGCAUCGAGGCGUACCUGGCCGUCAUGGUCUUCGCGCUGGUCCUGGGCUGGAUGAACGCGCUGUACUUCACCCGGGGGCUCAAGCUGACGGGGACCUACAGCAUCAUGAUCCAGAAGAUCCUCUUCAAAGACCUUUUCCGCUUCCUCCUGGUCUACUUGCUCUUCAUGAUCGGCUACGCCUCAGCUCUGGUGUCCCUCCUCAACCCGUGUCCCAGCAGCGAGUCGUGCGGCGAGGAGCACUCCAACUGCACGGUGCCCACCUACCCCUCCUGCCGGGACAGCCAGACCUUCAGCACCUUCCUGCUCGACCUCUUCAAGCUCACCAUCGGCAUGGGCGACCUGGAGAUGCUCGAGAGUGCCAAGUACCCCGGCGUCUUCAUCAUCCUCCUUGUCACCUACAUCAUCCUCACCUUCGUGCUCCUCCUCAACAUGCUCAUUGCCCUCAUGGGGGAGACCGUGGGCCAAGUCUCCAAGGAGAGCAAGCACAUCUGGAAGCUGCAG